Mus pahari (shrew mouse) is the source of this 1707-nucleotide messenger RNA. It is a transcript of the gene Fbxl6, whose product is annotated as F-box and leucine rich repeat protein 6. Bases 18 to 1613 code for a protein of 531 amino acids. Gene Ontology annotation, biological process: SCF-dependent proteasomal ubiquitin-dependent protein catabolic process. Gene Ontology annotation, molecular function: protein binding. The record is from RefSeq and is a predicted model, not a curated record. NCBI's taxonomy places the organism in Eukaryota, Metazoa, Chordata, Mammalia, Rodentia, Muridae. Gene Ontology annotation, cellular component: SCF ubiquitin ligase complex. The transcript is spliced from 9 exons.
UUCAGCUCCCGGGGACCAUGGCUCCUGUGGCUCCCGGGCGAGUUAGGCGUCGAGUUCGAAGCUCCAAGCGGCCCGUUGCGCGGGGCCGCUCGGCGGAGGACUGGUGGUGGGACUGCCUGGCACCUCGCGGCUCUGGGUACCAUCUGCUGCAGGCGGACAGCAUGCUGCUCGUGCUGCCGGACCUGGAGCCUCCCCGCGCUCGUGCGCACCGGCGCGCCCCUCGCCGCGCUCUGAGGACACUGGCUCGUGGCUCCACGGCUGUCGCCAAGCCCAGGACCAAACCCCGACCGGAGCCGUCUCUCGAUCAGGACGUGGACUCCGGUUGGGGAGACCGUAUUCCCUUAGAAGUCCUGGUGCAUAUUUUCGGGUUGUUGGUUGCAGCUCAUGGGCCCGUGCCGUUUCUUGGCAGGGCUGCACGCGUGUGCCGUCACUGGCACGAAGCCACCUCCCAUCCUUCACUCUGGCAUACUGUGACCCUGUCACCCUCGCUGGUUGGCCCGACUGGCAAGGGCAACCUUAAGGCAGAGAAGAAGCUCCUUGCUUGCCUGGAGUGGCUCAUACCCAACCGGUUCUCACAGCUCCAGAGGUUGACCCUCAUCCACUGGAAGUCUCAAAUACACUCUGUGUUGGAGCUGGUUAGCAAGUUCUGCCCUCGGCUCACCUUCCUCAAGCUUUCAGACUGCCACAGUGUGACUGCUGAAUCGCUGGUCAUGUUAGCGAAAGCCUGCUGCCAGCUCCACAGCCUGGACCUACAUCAUUCCAUGGUGGAGUCCACCGCUGUGGUGAGCUUCUUAGAGGAGGUCGGGUCUCGAAUGCGUAAACUGUGGCUGACCUACAGUUCCCAGACGACGGCCAUCUUGGGCGCACUGCUGGGCAACUGCUGCCCCCAGCUCCAAGUCCUUCAGGUCAGCAUUGGCAUGAACUACAACGGCACACCCCUGCAGCUGCCUGUGGAAACCCUGCAGAAAGGCUGCCCCCAGCUGCAGGUGCUGCGGCUGCUGAAUCUGACUUGGCUUCCCAAGCCGUGUGGCCGAGGCGUGCCCCAGGGACCAGGCUUCCCCAGUCUUGAGGAGCUCUGCCUGGCCGGCUCCACCUGCAUCUUCGUGAGCAAUGAGGUUCUGGACCGCUUGCUCCAUCGCUCCCCGAAACUCCGCCUGCUGGACCUUCGAGGCUGCGCUAGGGUCACUCCUGCCGGUCUGUGUCAUCUGCCAUGUCAAGAGCUGGAGCAACUCUACCUGGGCCUGUACGGCAUAUCCGACGUCUUGACCCUGGCUAAGAAUGGCAGCCCCCUGUUGACCCGGAAGUGGUAUCACACCCUGAGGGAGCUGGACUUAAGCGGCCAAGGCUUCAGCGGGAAGGACUUGGAUCAGGCCCUGGCUGUUUUCUCGGGCACCCCUGGGGGCUUACACCCAGUCUUGUGCUCCCUUAACCUGAGGGGUACCCGAGUUAAACCAAGCACAGUCAGUUCUGUGAUUAGUGGUUGCCCGGGGCUGCUGUAUCUUAACCUGGAGUCCUGUCGUUGCCUCCCCCGAGGUCUGAAGCGUGUCUACCGGGGCCUGGAGGAAGUGCAGUGGUGUCUAGAACAGCUACUUACCAGCCCGCCCUCUGCAUGAGAGCCCACUUAGAUGGCUGCUAGCUUUACCCAGCCCUUUCUCAUUUUGAAAUGUUGGAGCUUUUGUUACAAUAAAGUAUUUUUUAGGCACUCUG